GUGAGGAAUGAUUAUCCAGGGGCUUGCUGUUUAUAGGAAAACAAUCAACGAGGUGACGGUGUUAUGAAGCUGAGUCACUGUUACCGCAUUAAAGUGGACAGCAGUUUGACAAUGAUUCGAAUUUAUUUGAUUAACAAUCAAAUCAAUUGUACUUUUUAUCCUCUUACGGUUACAUCUGACGUUGCGGGACGUCUGCGAGAACAGCUAGGUCCUGUUACGUUCGAGCAGCUAUGAACACUCGUUCAAUCGCCUCGUUUCUCCCCUCGACUGAAGCGAAUCGAGGACGUAAAACCUCGGCUUGUCACGUUACGGAGAAACCACAACGUGUAAACUCUGACACUGGAGACUCCUUCCGACGACGUUAAAUAAACCUCCCCUUCCAGAGAGCUUCGUCGUAUCUUCGCCGUACGUUAUUCCUUGGUUCAUAAAUCUAUUUAUUAUAUUAAUACUAAAAAAAUGAACCCUUCCGAUAGAAUCGAUAACAUGAGUACAAGUGCAGUGAUUUAAACCUGUGAUUGGCAGGUGCACUAUUGUCAAGGCUGCUGCUACAGGAAAUUAAUCAACACCUUCUGACCAAUCACAAGCCAGAAUUCAACAGCACUGCUGUAUAAAUCUUUGCUUGUAUUUCCUCGUUUGUAAAUCGCUUUGGAUUAAAAAAAAAAAAAAAAAAAAAAAAAAAAAGUGUCUGCUGCGACACUGCCCGUGACGUCACGCCCAGCUCGUACUCUGAUUGGCUGGUUUGCAUGUUGCGCUUGUGUAAGGAAGGAGAAGACAGCCAUCUUCGUGAGGUCGAAAGAUGCCCAGACAUUGCUCUGUCACUGGCUGCAAGUCACGUGACAACAAAGAGGCUCGUUUCGCUGGAGUCACCUUUCACAGUUCCGUACAUUACCCAACACGUGGUUUGACUACCAGUGGUGCAGUGGGAUUUAUCCCUCGCUUCAUCUCUACCUAAAGAGAGCGAUGCAGCGGCGCUUUAGCAGCAUUUUCGCCAACAUCUUCGCCUUGAACGUCUCCAUGUGACAUCAGAGCAGCACACAACCGCUAACGUCUCACAGGAAUAGCGAAAAUACAGCACCGACCAGAAUCACUAAACACAUCAGAAAUGAUUCAAUAUAAACAUAUUUAAUGUGCUUUGGGGAGGAGUUUCCCUUUAAAGUUGAAACAGUCUUUGUCUUUAUGCUGGCACAAUAUGUUUUUUUGUUUUUUUUCCUUUUCAUUUGAUUUUAAUGAUGUUUAGGUUGCCAAAGAAGGGAAACCCUCGCCGUACUACCUGGAUUGUCAAUGCUCGGCGCAAAGGUCCCGGAGGAAAAGGGCUUUGGGAGCCUCAGAGCGACUACAUCUAUUUUUGCUCCAAACAUUUCACCCCCGACAGCUUCGAACUCUCCGGAGUCAGCGGAUAUCGCAGACUGAAAGAUGAUGCCGUGCCCACACUGGUUGAAAUCCCUUCUGGGCAUAAAGGCAAAUCCUCUAGAGGAAGAGGAAAAACACAGAAUGAGGACAGACAGUUGAGCACCACGACCAGAGCUGAUAAAGAGAGCUCAGACAGUAAGGAGACCCAGAUUAAAGUGGCUCUGGUACACAUUGUUGGACAUGAAGAAGCUGAGAGCGUCAAGAUAACCAAAGAAGAACAUAAAAAUGAAAACGCCGCUCCGUUAUCUUUACCUUUACAAGAACCUGCACCUGAUCAACCCACGGAAAUCCCCACUACUCCACCUUCCCCGUCGCGCUACAUGAGGCGCCUCCCUCCACCUCCCGGCUUUUACCUUGCCAAGGAGCACAGCUACGCUCAGCUCUGCCCGCUGGAGUGGCGGAAACGCUAUGAGAAAGCCACGGACAAUUUGGAAAAGGCGCUGCGUUUGCUCAGGGCUGCUCGUCGCCGGGAAAACCGUCUCCGACUCACGCUGCUGCGCCUCCAAGAGAGCAGACUCAAGCAGACUUUAUCUCAAAUUCAAGAUCGAAGGAAGGAGAGCUAUGAAAGCCAAACUCGGUCGAGUCGGGCUCGUCAGAGUGGGAAGCUGGCCAGACCAGGACAGGACAGGGAUCUGGAAGGGAUGGAAGAGAGUGAGAUAGAGGGCACAGGGGAAGAAAUGGAGCUUCUUACAGAGGAAAGUUGGAGGAAGGAACACGCUGCUAAGCUGAGGGAUGGCGUGGAAGACGAGGAAGGCUGCUGUUUUUAUUGUGGACGAGGAAGAGAGGACGAGGAAGCCAAAGAAGGCAGGGAUCAAGCGGGAUCUCAGAGAAGCACAGCGUUCCAAGGCAGAAGAGCAAGAGGAAGGAACACGUCCAGAGUGUUAAGAGAAUCAGAGGGCCAAUCGAAACCUCCCGUGCAUCAGAACAUCAAUCCUGAGCAGCUUACCCUUCUUCACCCUCAGCCUGAAAUGCUCCUGCAGAUGCAUGCACUUUCUGGACCUACGCAAUCCACAGCAACGUUCCGAGACGUCACUUCUUCGCCUCAGCUACAGCACCUCCACCUCCUGCAACCCGAUCUGGGCCUUCUCCAUCCAGAUACGUCAACGACGGACAUCGGCGUGACCCAGAGCGAGGACGGAGGAGAUGGGAUGUGUCAUGUAUUUUUGGUUCCUGUGUCUUCUGAAACCAAAGAGAAGAGCAGGAUCGGUGGAGAAGCCUCCAUUCAGCAAACCCAUUCGAUACUGGUGACGGAAGAAACCUUGCAGCACGUGGUUAGCGAACAAGGAGACGGGCUAAACGUUCAGAGCGACGACAUGGGGCUGAGUCAUACUGCGCUGAAAAAUGACCAGCAGGCAAAUGUCAGAGCCACGCUGGUGGGUGGAGACGUCACGCAGAGACUAAAGGAACAUCUGGAAGGGUUUCAGCUGCAGCUCAGCAGUGAAUUUAUCGAUUAGUUAUGCUGAUUUAUUUAUUUAUUUAUUUAUUCAUUCAUUCAUUCAUUCAUUCAUUUGCCUAACCAUACCAACUAUUUCACUUACUAUAGCGUACUCCCUGUACGAUAACUUACUCCGUUCUAUCUGGAGAAAUAAUCAUGACAUACACUUACCGCGUACUUUAUUAGAGACACCUGCUCGUCACAGUUAUCCGAUCGGCAACGCGUAAACUCUUUACCACCGUAACGUACAACACGUUGUAACUUGACGCGGAUGAGCCACUCCAGCAGAAGACCACAUCAGCUUCCACUCGUCUCAGACGACAGCAGGAACCUGAAGCUGCGGAAGGCCCGGGAUACUCAAACUGCAACACUGGAAAAAGGCGAAAAUGGCCUAACGAGUUCAUUAAACACAUGACGAGCGGGUUUAAAGGUGUUCCUAAUAAACUGGACGGUGAGUGUACGUCACUUAAUUUGUGUACGUUGCGUUAACGUACUUUUUUUUUAAAUGUAAAGCUGGCGUCGCAUUUAAAGGUCCAUCGUGUUUUCGUCCUCGACUUCUAGCUCGCUCACGACGCGUAGCUACUGCGACGAUAACAACCUCUCGCUCUAAUAUUCGCGUAUCUGGCUUCUCAUAAAUACUUCAUAGUAUGUAACGCCCAAGCUAGCGAGUAGCUCACAAGUAUUUAGGUGUUUACCGACGAACCACUAAGAAGAACUGACCGGGUUGGGGUAACAGCGAACUGAUUUACGGCCGUUCCUGUAGCGUAGCUGUGACCAGCCAAAAUGAAAGAAAACGAUAUGUAGCGUGAACUCGUUCAAUCCGGUGAACAAGGUGUCGUCGUUAUUUGUCUGUAUGAAAGAGGAAUACUCGGAAUGCAGUAUUUUAGGAAGUGUUCCAAAGCCUAGUUUUGUCGAGUGAUAUAAGGUUACUAAUUACUCGCAAGUGGGUUUUUUUUUUUUUUUUUUUUUUUUUUUUUUAAACUUAUUUUCAUAAUUUGACUCUUAAGUCAAGCUGUAAUUAUAGAUCAUACGUUUUCUCUCCAGAAUCUCUGUCAAUGUGGAUAAGUGUGUGUGUGUGUGUGUGUGUGUGUGUGUGUGUGUGUGUGUGUGUGUGUGUGUGUGUGUGUGUGGCUGAUUUAAAAGAGAAGAUGACAUUGGAGGAUGUACUAUAUUGGAACAAAUGAUUUAAUGUCCCUCUUCAAGCACUUGUUUUUCAUUCAUAAAUAAACGUAUUAUUAUUAUUAUUAUUAUUAUUAUUAUUAUUAUUACUGUUAUUAUUACUGUUAUUAUUAGAAUUUUUUUUACAAAUAAAAGUUUUGAUGCGUUC
This is a messenger RNA of Ictalurus punctatus (channel catfish), 4172 nucleotides long. RefSeq names its product THAP domain containing 7 (gene thap7). The coding region runs from base 1227 to 2864 and encodes 545 amino acids. The transcript has 5 exons. Gene Ontology annotation, biological process: regulation of DNA-templated transcription. Lineage: Eukaryota; Metazoa; Chordata; Actinopteri; Siluriformes; Ictaluridae. Gene Ontology annotation, cellular component: nucleus. The record is from RefSeq and is a predicted model, not a curated record.